Nezara viridula (southern green stink bug) is the source of this 4063-nucleotide messenger RNA. Lineage: Eukaryota; Metazoa; Arthropoda; Insecta; Hemiptera; Pentatomidae. The record is from the annotation of a GenBank genome assembly.
CCAUGACCAAAAGAUAAAAUCUUAUGAGCACUUAGUAAUUAUUCAAUAUUUUUUUUUUUUUACUUAGUUUUCGAACUAUGGAUAUGUGUGUUAGCGAUUGGUCAAAGAAAAGCACCCAACUACUCCCAAGAGAGCAUGCCAAUCACCUCUUUCAGCUGUAGAGAUAAGAUCAUUGGAGGUUAUUAUGCUGAUCCAGAAACUGAUUGCCAAAUGUUUCAUGUCUGUGUCAAAGUACCAGGACUAGGGGUACAAGAUUACAAAUUUCUUUGUCCGAAUGAAACAUCUUUUGACCAAGAAAAUCAGAUUUGCGAUGACUGGUAUAACAUUGAUUGUGAGGCUUCAACACUUUAUUACUCCGAUAACUUUGAUCUCUAUAGGAUAGGCGGUGACAUACCUAGAACAAAUUUAGAACCUCGUCUGCCCAGUAACAAUAUCAACAAUGCCGUAUCAGAAGUUGACGAUGAUCUCUAUUUACAGAAAAGUGAUCGUGGUGAAAGUGUUGGAUCUGAUCUUUUGAGGGGAAGCCACUCAAGUAACUUUUUCUCGAAUAAGAACAGAGGAAGGGAAGAUGAUGACUAUAGCAAAACUGAAUACAAGAAAAGUAGAACUAAUGUCAAAAAGUUAUUAACUGGAAAGAGGCCUCUGCCUUCAACACAGGCACCACUUGAAGAGAACAAACAAAGCUCUCAACCUCAAUAUCGGCCAAAAAAUAACAACUUUGCAGGAAGAAUAUCACAUUUUCAAAGAAAUCAGCAGCAGUCAACUGAAGCGCCAGCAAGAAUAACUGAAACAUACAAUCACCCACAAUCAUACACACAAAGGAAUUUUUAUUCCCCCACUACUCCAAAAAUAGAAACCUCCCCAGCAACACAGAGAACAGAGUUUUUCAGGAAUUAUAAUCCAACAACAAAGCGUAGCUACUAUGAAAACACUCAAAAUUAUAAUACUCAGACAACACCAUUUCCACAAACUACAAAAAAUUAUCAAAUUUUCAGGACUACAACUCAAGCACCAACAACAGUUAACUACUAUGAAACUACAGUAAAUUAUGAAAAAAAUAACAAUUAUGAAACACAGAAAUUAUAUAAACUUAACACUGGAGCAGUUAAUCAAUAUGAUGAUUCAAAGGAUGAAUUCCUUAAAACAGCACCAAGUCUAAAUCUAGGGGCAAGUGUAUUCAACAGUCUUCAGAACAAUUACAAAAGCUUUAAUACUUCAGUCUCUACAGGCUACAAUUUCAAUCAAGUAACUAAGUCCACAACAGAAAACUACCAGUCACAAACAUAUUUCAAUCCAACUACACAGACACAAAACUAUUACAAUCCGAGUACAUCAAAGCCAUAUCAACAUGAAUACUAUACCACAAUCAAACCUCAACCAACUGAUGUUAAUAACCAAAACUUUUAUAGCACUCAACCACAACAAAGCACACCUGCCAAAAUCAAUUAUCAGUACACUCAGACCACACAAAAACCUUAUCAGCAGCAAUACACUUAUUCUACUGAAUCAACUUAUUCACAAUAUAAUCCAACUACAGUAAAUGCCUUUCAAAAUCAGUACAAUCAACAGCCACAGACAACUAAGAAACCAGUUCAACAAUACAACAGCCAACCAAUUCAACCAACUUACCAAACUCAAAAUCCGCAACCUACUUUCCCGCCACAAAGAAAUGUUCCAGCACAACAAUCUUACCAGCAGCCACAAACAGUCCAGAAUGUACAGCAACAAUUUCAACCACAAAGAAAUCCAUCACAUCAGCCAAUUUCUAACAAUUACUACAAUCCUACAACUUUGAGACCUGUUUCAACAGCCAAAACAACACCGCAAUCCAGGGGUACAAGGCCUACAACCUUAGAUGCAACAGAAAAACCCAGAGCAUUCACACAUCAAACAGUUACGCCCAACAAAGAUCAAAAGAAAGAAAAGGAACAAUAUGAUUAUGCAUACUAUGACGAUGGGACACAAUCAGAAUAUGAUGGUUUAGAACCAGUCGAAGAUUUUAGCAGAACAAAAUCAAAAAAUUAAUCGUUACCCAAUUUUCUGGGUUAUUAGCAUUAAGUAAUUAAUGUCUGGCCAAAUCAAAGUACCAUUUCUUCCAUUUUUGAAGAAAAUUAACUUAUAUUAGGCUCAACCUAAAGUGUUAUCUUUUGUAAAUACUAGAAAUGUAAGGUAAAGUAUUAUUGUCUGUAUUUAAAUGUAUAGAAAAAAGUUAUGUACAGUCAAUGCCAUGCCAAGAGCUUCAAAUGUAAAAUAUUUUGACAAUAUUUUUUAUAUAAUUCCAAUUAAAAUAAAAUAAAUAUUUUUUGUUACUGAUGUCUAUUUAUAAAAAAGUGUAUCUAUUUAAAACAUAAAUAUACCUGAUUAAUAAAAAUAUACGAUUUAAGUAAUGAUAUAAAAAAUAUCAUAAGAUGAAUGUAAAAAUGAGCUUAAUAUUUUAAAAAAUCGUAAUUUGAAAUACUUUAGUUUUCCAGAGUAAUAAAUUAGAAAUCAUGAUUAUUCAUAUUCUUAAGGAAAAUAGCCAAAAGUAUUAAGGAUACCAGUCAGUACAUUCAGAAUGGUGUUGUUAGGUUGUUCAGACCUCUAUGAAAAGAGAUCAGUUUCUUCCCAGCCGUGAGAAACUGUGAAAUUGAUAUAUUGUUUUUAGGAAGGAUUCUAUCCUUCCCCAUGUCUGACAUGUCAUUUUUAUUAUUUUCAUCAGGCCAACUGCUAAUUGUCAACAGUUCAUUGACAGGAAAAGAAUAUUUUUUAAUUUGUUUUUAAUAUAUCAGAACUAUUUUCCAUAUUAAAAAUAUUUUUCAAAAACGUUUAAAACUUUUUUAAAUAUUAAUAUCAAGUAGUAUUCAUUCUAUCAUAGGAUACUUUCCACUUAUGGAACACUAAUGUUAGAUACAACAAAAAAACUGUCAGGUUUAAAUGUUAAUGUGGCAAACUAACUAUGACGUGUUAAUCGUCAUCCUUUCUCAUUUCUACCUCUCAGUAUAAAGUCAGCAUUGAAUGUAAUGGUUUUGAAGAUAAAGACAAGUGGACUACUGGGUCCUUUUAGCAAACUAUUGAUGAGAUUUGGAUCAAUGACAUCUUGGUGAUUGGGUAUUGACAGCUAAUGGCAUUGGAUAAAUUCAGUUCAUAUGCUGCCAGAUCCUCCAGGAACACAACCACUUGUGAAUCACAAAUCUAUAGAUUGUAACACUAGUCAAAUUUAUUUUAUUAUUUUGAUUAAAAGAUUGAUACAACAGUGUUACCCAUUGGUAAUGUAACUAUUCAUCCAAAACUGCUUUGUGCAAAAGUAAAAUUUAUUAAUCUUGGCCAAGGAAAAUAAUUUCCACUAAAGGCUUCUACCAUAAAAUAAAUAUUUAUAUAUGAGAAAUACUCAAUGAUAUGUUUAUUAACAUAAUGUUCUAAUUAUUAAAAUGAGUUUACUUAAAGUAUUAGAAUGAAGAAACAUAUUAAAAAAUAAACAAUAUGUAAGUCUUUUCCAUGAUCUUUAUUGCAUUUCCUUCCACUAUUCCAUAAGGUUAAAUAUCAAUGAAUUAGUUAAGUAUCAUUUUUUUUAUUGUGAAUUUAGAUUCAAUUGAUCAUCAAUUAAAAAAACCAUAGUUUUUGAAUUAACUAGAAAUAUUCCGAUGAGAAUCAGAGUAAAAUACAAUUGUGUUUUUAAAAGACACAGUUUUUCUUUUAAUAAAACCAAAUUUAAAUUAUUUAAAACCUGAAAUUAUUCAUUUGUUAACCUUAAAAAAGAAUAGAAUGAUUUCUAUUAAUCCAAUAAAUAAGUAUAAAUAAUACAAACAAAUACUUAUACUAUUUAAAAAGUAUAGACAAAGUGGGGCUAAAAAUAAAUCAUCAGAAUGUUUGUUGUCACAGAAAGUAUCUAUACUAUAUUUGUUUAAAAAUAACAAUGUGGGUGUAACGAAACAAUAGAAAAUAUUGCUUGCUGCAAAGGCAUUACAUUUAAGAGGUUUUCAGUUACAUUUCUAAUCUUGAUUAUGAGCUAAUUUUCGUUUUUUCUUUUGAAUGUCUGCUAAUGUUUCUUCUAUUGACCGGUGAUCCUUUUUAUUUUCACUUGGAA